CCUUGUCAUUUGUAGUGCUGUCAGUCACGAGUGUUGGUGAAACGGGUGCUGAUAACAACGUCAGUCAGAAUGGCUCCUCCUCUUCAUCUGAUCUUUCUGCUCAUGAUUCACAGGGUUUCUAGUGCUGAUUGGGGUGUGAGUUACAGUCCUUCACACAUCUGUGCACUAAAGGACUCAUCAGUGAUAAUGAGCUGCACUUAUACAUACCCUGCUGGAUAUCAGAUCAAGAAAGUCUUCUGGACAAAAGGCACUGUAAAAAAGGGUGUUGAGUCUCCAGAUCUGUCUGAGGACCCUGAAUACAGUCAGAGGCUUCAGUAUCUGGGAGAUAAACAGCAGAACUGCACUAUGAGACUGAGUCAUGUGACACUGAAGGAUUCACACAAGUACUAUUUCAGAUUCAUCACCAAUAUAACAGAAGGAAAAUGGUUUGGUAAACCAGGAGUGACUCUUGCUGUCACAGAUCUUCAGGUGGAGUCUCCUGAGAGAGUGACAGAGGGAGAUUCAGUCCGUCUGACAUGUAAAAGCAGCUGCACUCUGACUGACAGAGCAACAUUCAUCUGGUACAGAAACUCACAGCCAUUAACUGAGAGAAGAGACAGAAACAAUGAACUCCUGCUGCAGUCAGUCAGAAGAGAGGAUGCAGGCAGAUAUAGCUGUGCUGUACAAGGACACAAUCACACCUCUCCUGCUGUUCAGCUCAAUAUCGUGUAUGCACCAAACAGCAUCUCAGUGUCCAUCAGUCCAUCUGGUGAAAUGGUGUCAGGAGAUUCAGUGACUCUGAUCUGCAGCAAUGAUUCAAACCCUGCUGCUCUGAACUUCAGCUGGUUUAAACGAGGAACAUUUGUAGGAUCUGGAAGAAUCUACAACAUCUCAAAGAUCAGCUCUGAUGACAGUGGAGAAUACAAGUGCAGAUCCAGAAAUGAACAUAAUGAGUCAUACUCUGAUACUGUGAUGUUAAACGUCAUGUACCGACCGAGGAACAUCUCUGUGCUCAUCAUUCAGUCUGGUCAGAUUUGGGCAGGAGAUUCAGUGACUCUGAUCUGCAGCAGUGAUUCAAACCCUCCUGCUCUGAACUUCAGCUGGUUUAAGGAGAAUAAAAGCUCAGCUGUUGGAUCUGGACAGAGUUUCAGUGCACUACAGAGUGGACGCUUCUACUGUCAGGCUUACAAUCAACAUGGAUCUCAGAGAUCAGACGCUGUAACUGUGACUGUUAAAGGACAUCUGGUGAUAUUAUACAUAUCCAUUGGAGUGGUUUGUGGAGCUGCAGUGAUCAUCAUGAUGCUGAUUUGGGGAAUCAGGUGGAUGAAAGAGAGAAAUAACACACAGGAGUCUCAGAUGGUUCAUUCCAGACCUCAUCAUGACAGACACAAAUCUUGUGAUGUUGAAUUGAAUGAACCUGUGUAUGAGAAUGUUACGGCUGCUCAACUUGAUGAUUGUAAAUCCGAACUGAACUCGUCUGUGUAUGAAAAUCUUCCACAUUACAACAAGAGGCUGUAAUGUUUUAAACACACAGUAAAUAUUACAGCCUUUAUGCAUCUCUUUGUGGGCGGAGCCCUGAAUGAUUGACAGGAGUGCCAUGAUGACAUGUGAUUGAAGUAAUUUGGGGAUCAUUUUAUAGAUGGAUGGGCAACAAUGGAAGCAAAAGGUUAAUGAAUUGAUGUAAAAGUGUGUAAUCACUGAAGUGUGUUUUUCUUUAUGCUUUGUAUCACGUAUGAAGCUUACUUCAUUUACAUUAUUAAUGUUUUUAACCUUAAAGGUGCAAUAGGUAAUUUUAUACAGAAACAUUUUUUUGUAAAACUGGUUGAAAGUCUCCUCAUAUCCUGAUAGCAAUCACUAUGUUAAAUGGUCUAAAUGUAUUUUUAUAAGUAUAUAUCAUCUGUGGAAGGUGUAGGACCAUAAAAUGUUCGUUCAAUCAUUAUAUUCGGUCUGAAUGAAAUGAUACAAUGUCAGUGCAAUUUUGCACUGUACAUUGACUUUGUUUGUUCGAAGUUUAGUUAACAAAAAAAAAAGAGUUUAUGUAGGAAGACAUCAGUCACAGAGCACGACAAACAAACAGCAGCCACCUUUUUUGCAGUUCCUACCAAAUAAAAAAAUCAGCUUAUGCUGCGUUCACACCAUAACUACUCUAACUAAGAGGUGGCAACCCGUGACGUUCUAACUGGUGCAGUUCACGUCCUCAGACUCGGAUUUAUGCGGUUCUAUGUCAACAGUAUCAGCACUGAAAUGAAUCUGCAGCAGUCAGGUACAAGCUCUCUAAGUUGUUUAUGUAUGUUCAUUUUUAUUGUAAUGUUAUGUGCUUUGAGACAUGAGGUAGUUUAACGCCACCUCUUGUGACGCUUUGCCGAGUGUUUUUUUUUUGUGUGUUUUGGAGGAGGCGCACCUUUAAGUAUCAGUAUUGUUCAUGUUUCCAAUGAAAAGCAGGAAAAUAAUGAUCUCGUUGUACAAUUCACACUUUUCUGUCAUUCAAUAAUAUAUAUGAUAUUAAAGAGCAUUACAUUUAGAGACUGCAAGAGAAAACCAAUUAUCUAGUCAGAUUAUUAAUAUAAUGAUUAUAAUACUACACAAAAUUACACUCACAAUCUUGCUGUGGUUCGGAACAACAACAUUUCAAUAAAGAAGUCUACUUACUAAUAAAGAAGCAACUUGCGUUUCAACCUGCCUGUCAUCGUGUCUCAUCCCUGCCUACUGUUUGGACUGUGUUCUCCUCCUCAUCUUGUCUUGUAAAAUAAACCUGUUACACUCAA
Messenger RNA from Ctenopharyngodon idella (grass carp), 2744 nucleotides. Its product is annotated as B-cell receptor CD22-like. The record is from RefSeq and is a predicted model, not a curated record. The transcript is spliced from 11 exons. Bases 70 to 1497 code for a protein of 475 amino acids. NCBI's taxonomy places the organism in Eukaryota, Metazoa, Chordata, Actinopteri, Cypriniformes, Xenocyprididae.